This is a messenger RNA of Hyaena hyaena (striped hyena), 612 nucleotides long. It is a transcript of the gene TXN, whose product is annotated as thioredoxin. Lineage: Eukaryota; Metazoa; Chordata; Mammalia; Carnivora; Hyaenidae. Bases 143 to 460 code for a protein of 105 amino acids. The transcript is spliced from 5 exons. The record is from RefSeq and is a predicted model, not a curated record. Gene Ontology annotation, molecular function: protein-disulfide reductase activity.
GCGCGCCCGCCCGCCCGGCCGCCCCGCCCCCAGUUGCUUGCUAUAAAGGGAAGGCGGGCUGAGUGCUCUGUGAGCUCUGUCCGACGUUAAGGAUCCACUUUCAUCGGUCCGUACGCUCCCUUCUCAGACCCCAGCCGCCAAAAUGGUGAAGCAGAUCGAGAACAAGUAUGCUUUUCAGGAAGCCUUGAACAGUGCAGGGGAAAAACUUGUAGUAGUCGACUUCUCUGCCACGUGGUGUGGACCUUGCAAGAUGAUCAAGCCCUUCUUUCAUUCCCUCUCUGAGAAGUAUUCCAACGUGGUGUUCCUUGAAGUAGACGUGGAUGACUGUCAGGACGUUGCUUCAGAAUGUGAAGUCAAGUGCAUGCCAACCUUCCAGUUUUUUAAAAAGGGACAGAAGGUGGGUGAAUUUUCUGGAGCUAAUAAGGAAAAACUUGAAGCUACCAUCAAUGAGUUAAUCUAAUUAUGUUUUCUGAAAACACAGCCAGCCAUUGGCUGUUGAAAACUUGUAAGUUUUUUUAUUUACAAAAAGGAAAGAUCAAGUAUGAAGACUAUAUACCCAACUGCCAUCUGAUUAUAAGUGACAAUAAAAUAUUAAUUCUACCCUUUUUAAAA